AUGGAGCUCAUCAGUGAAGACCCGCUGUGUAAGUACGAGAAGCUCAGCGUCGAGGCCUGGUACAACUGCAACGAUACCAACAGCGGCAGCGACCCUUAA
Colletotrichum abscissum is the source of this 99-nucleotide messenger RNA. RefSeq lists its product as uncharacterized. Bases 1 to 99 code for a protein of 32 amino acids. The transcript has a single exon. NCBI's taxonomy places the organism in Eukaryota, Fungi, Ascomycota, Sordariomycetes, Glomerellales, Glomerellaceae. The record is from RefSeq and is a predicted model, not a curated record.